AUGUUACGACGGUUAGCAGCUUCGUUCGAAGCAGUUGACUCUGGUGGGAGAACACCUCUUCUAACUGCAGUCUGGAAUGGUCAUCUCGAAAUGGCCGCAUACCUUCUGGAGACUGUUGGUGUCAAUCCAAAUUCGGUUGAUGAACAAGUAGGUCCAUACAUUUUUCUGUUUGAGGGAGCAUCGGCUUUAUCGGUAGCAGCGCAACAGGGGAAUCGAGAAAUGGUUGUGCUUCUACUAAGGAUGGGUGCUGAACCUUCGCUAAAGGAUUUGGAUGGGAGAACAGCGCUUGAUGUUGCCACAAUGUAUGGACAUGAAACUAUCAGGGCCGUUUUGCAGGUGAUUUCACUUUAUGAUGUCACUACUUAA
Molecule: messenger RNA, 366 nt
Organism: Strongylus vulgaris
Lineage: Eukaryota; Metazoa; Nematoda; Chromadorea; Rhabditida; Strongylidae
Source: the annotation of a GenBank genome assembly